Molecule: messenger RNA, 1932 nt
Organism: Nanorana parkeri
Lineage: Eukaryota; Metazoa; Chordata; Amphibia; Anura; Dicroglossidae
Gene: RNF208
Product: ring finger protein 208
Exons: 1
Coding region: 188-985 (265 amino acids)
Biological process (GO): protein ubiquitination
Molecular function (GO): ubiquitin protein ligase activity
Source: RefSeq, a predicted model, not a curated record
AGAGAUAUGUAUUUUACUUGAAGACGAGUUACCUGCGUUUGUAUCUUGGACUGUUGGGCUUCGCUAAGGUGCUGGAGAGCAUGGACAUCCAUUUAGGUCGACCUGCUAACCGAGGCUUCUCCAGAAGCAACGUUUUGCCAAACAGAUAUUUUUAAGUGUUAGAACGUUUCCACAUUCCACAAGCCACAUGCAGGGGGCUCUAGGAGAAAACAAAGUUGCGGACAGUAAUGUGAAAAAAAUUCUUAUGUCCUGUCUGAAAGGGCAACAGGUCAUCAUCAAAAUGGAGGCCAUGAAGAUCAUACAGGCGGAGAAGUUCUCCGAGUGUCAGAACUCUCAGUCGCGUUAUGGCCCUCCAUCACGGAGGGAGCCCCCUCUAGUUGCCAAACGGGCCUGGCCUUCAGAAUCAGAAAUUAUUGUCAACCAGGCCUGCGGAGAGAUGCCUAGUUUAGAGGGCACUCCAGGCAGUUUGGGGCUUCCCAGGACGCCCCCUCCACCGCGGCGAGAGAAGAUCUACCCUGGUCAGCGGAAGGCAAGCACAGAGAUUUGUUACCACCGUAAAACUCCAUCCGAUGAGGUCAUCGUAAACCAGUAUGUGCUGCAUCCGUCCACUCCUUGUGAGCCUUUAGAGUGCCCGACUUGUGGUCACAUGUACAAUUUCACCAACAAGAGGCCACGCAUCUUGUCCUGUCUCCACUCCGUCUGUGAGGAAUGCCUUCAGAUCCUCUAUGAAUCUUGUCCGAAGUACAAGUUUAUCUCCUGCCCCACCUGCAAACGAGAAACGGUGCUCUUUACAGACUAUGGCCUAGCCGCCCUUGCUGUCAACACCAGCAUCCUCAACCGGCUACCAGCCGAAGCCCUCGUGGCCAAUCCAGUGCAAUGGAGCAGCGAAGCAGACCGCACCUGCUACCAAACCUUCCGCCAGUACUGUGGUGCAGCUUGCAGUUGUCAGAUUCGUAAUCCACUCUCUUCCUGUUCAAUCAUGUAGCUAUUUGGCAAGCAGUAUUACCUUGGAUAGUGCCGAUGGUGGAAUCCACAGCUACUGGAUACCGGCAACCAACUUUCUCUCCAAACUUUGUUACAUAUCGGUCAAAUAGACUUUGUGGUUGACAGUGAUAUCUAAACCAAUUUAGUUUACAUCUUUCAAUUCAUCUCGGUGAACUUGCUUCUCUAUGUAGUUUGUCUGUCUCAACUCUUUGACUUCUUCUCUCUCUUUCUCUCUCGUCUUCCCCAGCCUUGACUUAUUUCCCUUCUUUCAUCUGUCUCUUUUCUUAACAACCUUUUCUAAGUGGCGAUGUACAUAGGCAUGGAUGGACGGGUAUAGACUGUGACUUGACCAUAUCAGUAAAAAGUCUCUUUUUCUGUAACCAGCGGUGUCACCUAAGCCCAGUACCAAGCACAACAUUUGGUGGUGUACAAAGUCUGGUAUUAUCAGCUGAGGUUGUCCUGGAAUUCCCUCUACACCUCUAGGGAGCACUGCUGUCACCUCUCUCUGUCAAAAUUGUUUUGCCAAAGCUUUUGUUUCAUUUGCUGACCAAGACAAAAAUAUGAAAUAAUAAGAAAUGAUAUAUUUUAAAUUAUUGUAUGUAUUUAAAAAAAAAAGAAAAAAAAAUCACUGCUCCGCAUUAACCACUUUGCAGGUCUUUCUUGCAUCAGUUUAACCUUUUCACUGCCGAAGAGGUCUACAGUAGAUUGCAGCGCAAUAUACUGGUGAUCUUUGCGGCAGCAAAAAAAAAGGAAGGUCGGUUUAUGGCCAAUGUGUUCUGAUGGGAGAAUCAGGGUGGGAGGAGUCUAUCUCUUGUUUUUGUUGAAGGGUAUGUCAUGUUUCUCUUUUUUGAAAGGAACCCUGCUAUUUAAUAGCUUUGCUGACAAGAGACAACUGUUAUUGUAGCUAGUCUAAAAUAUCCAUCAACUGUAUAAAUGGCUACAAAAACA